CCAGCAACAUGAGUGUGCAGCUCACCAGAGUGAGCACUGAGUGUAUCAUCAACACAUGUGAAGUGUAACUGAAUGUGUCAGAGGAUGACAGAUGAAGCCACAAAAACCACCAGCCUCAAGAAGACCAUUGAGAAAAGAAGCUGUUUCCCCCAGUGACCUGGGCUCACCCACUCACAGUCCUCUCAAUCCCGAUUAUCAAGUGCUCUCAGCGUCAUCGUGGUCCACAAGACGGAAGUAAAGAAAUGAAAAAAAAAGAAGAUGGGGAUGAGGAGGUUGAGUGUCUGGUGAAAUAAAGACAACAAAAGGACGACUUUCACAGAGGACUGACGAGAGAAACAGAACCAUGAUCGUGGUUUUUCUGCUCUGUGUCAUUGCAGGUAUGCCAGCAGCAGGCCAAAUUCUGGAUGUAUGUACCACCUGCCACGUUAAUGCCACGUGUGACCACAAGUCAGACGGCUCUGGUAAAGUUUGUAAUUGCAAGUACGGGUUUGUUGGAAAUGGAAGAACCUUCUGUAUAGAUAAAGAUGAGUGUCAGAUAGGAGCCACUAAGAUCUGCGGGCAGCACACCACUUGCCACAACACAUAUGGCAGCUACUACUGUACCUGCCGGUCUGGCUACAGCCCCUCUAACAACAUGCCCAUCUUCAUACCAAAUGAUGGAACCCACUGCCAGGACAUUGACGAGUGCAGGAUCACAGGGCUGUGUGGAGAGGGAGGUCAGUGCAGGAACCUGGAGGGUAGUUUUGAGUGCAGCUGUCAGCUGGGAUACCAAGUCCACAAUGGAGUGGAGCCAUUUAAUCCUCACAGAGACAAAGCUUCCUGCAAAGUGGUCGACUGUGGCCAGCCUGUCUCUGUGGAGGAUGCGGUGCUGCUGUCAGUCACAGGGACCACAUAUGGCAGCAUAGCCACGUAUGCCUGUGAUGAAGGCUUCAUUUGGGCGAGAGGAGAAAACGCCUCUGUGUGUGGAGCUAAUGGGCAGUGGAGAGGACCAACCAUGGUCUGUGAAGAGGUUGACUGUGGCACCCCCCCUGCCCUCCCUCACUCACACAUGCUGUGGAAUAAGAGCUCAAGGAUUGGCACUGUGGUGGUUUAUCAGUGUAACUCUGGCUAUCGUAAUGUUGGAAAGGGAAAUGUCUCCAUUUGUACUGCGGCUGGAAACUGGGAAGAGCCGCCUGUGUUCUGCCAAGAGACUUUGUGUGGAAAUCCUCCUAUAAGUGAAUCCACUGAGCAGGUGUGGGAUGGUAACACAGCUCCUGGCAGCACUGUACUCUAUUUCUGUAAAAAGGGUUAUUUUAACAAAGGAGGACAUAAUGUAUCGGUCUGUAAUGAAAAUGGUCAGUGGACACCCCCGACUCUGUCAUGCCAAGAGAUAUUAUGUGGGGAUCCACCUAUACUGCCCCACACUGGACAAGUGUGGAAUGGCAGCUCUACCCCUGGAAGCACAGUGACUUACUACUGUAAAAUAGGAUCUAAUCACAGUGAAGGAAAUAAUGUGUCAUUGUGCACAGUUAAUGGUUACUGGACAAAGCCAAACAUCUCAUGCAAAGAAGUUCGAUGUAGUGUGCCACCACCCAUUCCUCACUCAGUCAUGCUGUGGGAUAAAAUGUCAACUGUGGGCUCUCGAGUUGUUUAUCAGUGUCAGUCUGGAUAUCAAAAUGUUGGAGAGGGAAAUGUAUCAGUUUGCACUGCCCGUGGAGAAUGGGAGGAGGCGUCUCUGCUCUGUCAAGAAAUCAAUUGCAGAGAGCCUGUUUUGAAACCUCAUUCUAAAACACUAUGGGAUGGCACAUCACACAUUGGCAGUGUGGUGUAUUACCAGUGUGAUGAAGGAUAUCACACCAGGAGCCUGAAAAACUUCUCAGUAUGUGGAGAGAAUGGACAGUGGGAGGAUAUUGAUCUGUGGUGUGAAGAAAUAAGCUGUGGUUCCCCACUAAUCCUUCCCCAUACUAACCUCCUGUGGGACCACACCAGCAGACCAGGCAGCAUGGUACUGUAUGAGUGUAUGGACGGAUUUUACCUGGAGAGUGGAAAUAACAUUUCAGUAUGUUCAGUAUCAGGACAGUGGGGGAAAGUAUCUGUAAAGUGCCAAGCUAAAUGUGGCCCAGUUCCUUUCCUUGCCAACUCAGAGGUGGUAUGGCAUAACAGAAGUGUAGUAGUCCACCGCUGUGUGGAUCGAUAUCACAGCUGGAGGGGCAGCAACGUCUCUGUGUGUGGCAUCUCUGGGCUGUGGCAGAAAGCUACUCUGAGAUGCAUAGAAAUAAAGCCACCCAUCAAUCACCUCUAUGUUCUCAAUGAAAAAUGUUUGCACUGGAAAGCAGAGAAGUAUGAGGAGGAUACAGAGGUUUACAAGGUGACAUACAUCGGAUCCAGAGACUACCAGAGGUCUUUUCAUGAUAAAAGGAAGCGGUCUCUGAGCUCCAAGGCCGACCAGCUGGAGCUCUGUCUCAACCUGCUUCCUGUCACAAACUACAGCAUCUCCAUCACUGCAGUGUCUGCCAGAUUCACAGCAACCAUCACCACUAAUACCAGUUUACCAGUGCCUCCAGCACCGGUUGUUUACUACAGAGAAUUUGAGACUCCUGUACCAACUUUGAGGCUACGCAGGUCUGCCAACACACUGGACCCGAUAAGUUCGUACCAAGUGUUUGUGCUUCUUGUGGAGGAGAUUAUGGUGUUUGACUGUUCCUGUCCUGGACACCCAGACCCCUCAAGCAAAAGCAAAUCCUCCUCUCAGUACAUCACUGCCCAGAUCCUGGUCAGACAUAUUGGAACAGAGAUGAACUUCACUGUUGGGGAUGGACUCUACUAUGGAGGUUUCUAUAACGCACCACUGAAGAACGGCAGGAACUAUUAUAUCAUCGUACGAGUUGUCAGUCAGUGGAAAACAGAUUUAAAAAGCUCCUGUGUCCUGUGGGCUAGAAUAAGAGGCACAUCCUAUGUUCUGAAGGUUUCAUUGCUCUCUUCUGCUGCAUCAGUAGGGCUGCUUGCUUUGGUCCUUUUGAGUGGAUACAGUUUCAUCAGGUUUUUCAAGAAGACAUGACACCGCUUAGUGCUGAUGUUCUGUAAAAUAAAUGUCUUGAUUUUCUGCCUGUACAGUUUGUACAUAAUCAGGAUCAUAAUCAGAAAAACAAGAAAAAGUGAAGUGCGAGGUAGAAUCUCACACAUUAUUAAUUACUGAGGCAGGGGGAAUCUCCAGACUGACAUUUGUGGCUUUGGCUCUGCAGCUUGAUAACAAACUACUCAAAGAGAUUCACAAAAUGCUCUUUAAUUUCAUGUGGUAAAAUAUGACACAUCACUUGAAUAAAACAGUUGUACUGAA
Molecule: messenger RNA, 3316 nt
Organism: Toxotes jaculatrix (banded archerfish)
Lineage: Eukaryota; Metazoa; Chordata; Actinopteri; Toxotidae
Gene: susd1
Product: sushi domain containing 1
Exons: 19
Coding region: 344-3037 (897 amino acids)
Molecular function (GO): calcium ion binding
Source: RefSeq, a predicted model, not a curated record